Apis cerana (Asiatic honeybee) is the source of this 1519-nucleotide messenger RNA. Its product is annotated as Tubulin binding cofactor A. Gene Ontology annotation, cellular component: cytosol; microtubule cytoskeleton. Gene Ontology annotation, molecular function: beta-tubulin binding. Lineage: Eukaryota; Metazoa; Arthropoda; Insecta; Hymenoptera; Apidae. Gene Ontology annotation, biological process: post-chaperonin tubulin folding pathway; tubulin complex assembly. The record is from RefSeq and is a predicted model, not a curated record.
ACAAAUAAAAUAAAAUGUGACGCCAUUAAUAUUUUAACCUAACCUAACUCAAAUAAUUUUUCUAUAUAAAAAUAUAAAAAUAAGUCAAUAUAUGUAAAAAUAUUUGUUUAAGAAAAUGAAAAUUGCAAACAUAUUUUGUUUAAAUCAAAUUUUAUAUUAAUUUCAAUAUAAAAAUUAUUUUAUUUAAAAUUCAUAAAAUAUAAAAUAUAAAUUAAAUAAUCGAUUGAAAUGAUCGACAUUCUCGACAACUUCAUGUUAUAAAAAUAUAAGUUAAUGGAAUGAGUUUUAUCAAUCAGUAUAACCUUUAUAUCAUAGAAUUCUAUUAGUGGUGCCAUAACCGUUACGAUUUUAACCUAACCUAAUUCAAAUAAUUUUUCUGUAUAAAAGAAUAACUAUUCAUCUUACCUUAUAAGGAAAACCUUGUUUAAUCAGUAAACGCUUCAUUUUCUGCAUCCAAAAUAAAAUAUUUCAAUUAAAACAAUGUCUGAUCCUCGUAUAAGAAUUUUAAAAAUUAAGACUGGAGUAGUGAAACGUCUCGCGAAAGAAAAAGUCACGUAUGAAAAAGAAGCAGCACAGCAACGUGAAAGGAUACAAAAAUUAAAGGAACAGGAUAAAGAUGGUUAUGAUAUAAAAAAACAAGAAGAAGUACUUCAAGAAUCUCUUAUGAUGGUACCAGAUUGUCAACGACGUCUUGCAAAAGCUUUUGAAGAACUUAAAAAAAUUUUGGAUACGGAACAAGAUUUAAAAGAAAUUGAAGAUUAUAUUGAAGCAGAAAAAAUAUUACAAGAAGCAGAAGCUCAACUUCCUAAAGAAGGAGAAAUUAUGGAAAUGUGUUAAAAAAGCAAAGCCUACUAAUUUUAUUAAAAUAUUGUGGAAAGUUGAGAAAACUAUAUUUUCAUCUAAAAUAACAUAAGAUUUGUAAACAAGUUAAAGUAAUCAUUUAAUGCAUAAAGAAAGUGAUAGUAUUAAGAUAUUUUAUAUUUUUUCAAAUUAAGUAGUCUUUAAUAAUUAUGUUUAAUGAUCAAAAUUUAGAGAAUUCUACACAAAAUUAUAUGGAUCCAAAUUAUAAUAUGUCUCAUCUAAUGAAUCAAUAUAUUUAUAAUACAAAUUAUAAUGUGAAUAUAUAUCAAAAUUAUAUUUAUCCAUUUGGUACAUUUGAAAAUGAAAAUGCUACAUCAGUAAUUAAUUUAGGAAUUCGACAAGCAGAUGAAAAAAAUAUUGAAAAUUUUCUCUUAGAAAUUAAUCAAUCUAAUAAUAUAAAUGACCAGAGAAAUAUAUGCAGAAAAUCUAAAAUUGCAAUAAUUAAAAAUGCUAUAACAUCUGCAUAUAAAUUAAACGAGAAAUUAAAAAUAAUUUGUGCAGAAUUUAAGAAUAGCCAACAUUUGAUGGAAGAUGAAUGGCAACAGAAAAUAAAUAUUUGUAAUGCAGCAAAGGAAGAAAUUGUUCAAUUAUUAGAACCUAUUAAAGAUCAAAAUUUUUUAAAUCAAUUAAAAAAAGAUUUAGAAAAACGAAAAAAAAA